Messenger RNA from Cloeon dipterum, 787 nucleotides. RefSeq names its product biogenesis of lysosome-related organelles complex 1 subunit 1 (gene Blos1). The transcript is spliced from 4 exons. Lineage: Eukaryota; Metazoa; Arthropoda; Insecta; Ephemeroptera; Baetidae. The coding region runs from base 97 to 468 and encodes 123 amino acids. The record is from RefSeq and is a predicted model, not a curated record. Gene Ontology annotation, biological process: endosomal transport. Gene Ontology annotation, cellular component: BLOC-1 complex.
CCCCUCUUUUCUAAACAGCUGCUCUUGAUUCCGACUCGGAGUCAAGUCAAUCGUCGAUCUAUUUAUUUGCACAAAUUCUAUAGAUUUUCCUGAAAAAUGCUGUCCGCAGUGCUUAAAGAGCACCAAGCGAGGCAACAGGGCCGAAAGGAACAACAAGAGCUGAAAAGGAAGGAAGCUAUAAAAGCCUCUAAUGACCUGACUCAGGCACUUGUCGACCACCUCAAUGUUGGGGUGGCGCAGGCUUACCUGAACCAGAAGAGACUGGACACUGAGGCAAAGCACCUGCACCACAACGCAACCACCUUUGCCAAGCAGACGCAGCAGUGGUUCCUGCUGGUGCAGAACUUCAGCAGCGCGCUCAAGGAGAUUGGAGACGUCGAGAACUGGGCAAAGAGCAUCGAGGGCGAUAUGCGACUUGUGUCCAGCUCGGUCGAGUACGCCUACAAGGGUGUGUUCGAAGAUGAAUGAAUGGGUGAAUCUCCAACCGGAUGGGUUGAGUUUUUGUUUGUUUGGCUGCGAAAAGGCCCACUGUGAAUUUUGGCUGUGCCUGAUUAUUUUUUAUUUCAGUUUUUUUCGUGCCCGAUCUGAAUUUGUGGCUAUUUUAAUUUUGCUACAUUUAUGUUUGAUAUAACUUUGGAGUUUCAAUAUUAAGAUUAAAUUCUGACAAAAAUUAUUUUUUACUGAAACUGGAGACAUUAAAGAAGUAGAAACAAUAACAAUAAUUGUUAUCUUUCGUUUUUGCUGAAAUCUGUGCUAGAAAACGAAUAAAAAGAUCUCUUGAACUCAA